CAGGAUCAGGCCCGGGGGGAGGCUGGUGGGCGCUUGCUGAAAUGGGGGCUGUGCUGAAGCCAGGGUUCGUCCGGCGAAUUUAUCGGGCUUCCCGGUGCCGCCAGGGAGGGGACGGAGGCGUCCCAGCCGGGCUCUGCGAGGGGACGCCCCGAGGAGAGGCGAUGAGGCGGAGCGGGUGGUGGAACGUGAGAAAGGGAACCGGAGGGAUGAGGUAAUACCGUGCCGUGAUGUCAUCCUCAUCGACAUAAAUUAUGUAGAGAAUAGUGUGUAUUAUAAUGCAUAACAGAAAACGAAACAAAAAAAAAAGAGAGAGAGAACCAAAAUUGGAUUUAUAUUUAAUGAGGAGAUACUAUAAAAAUAUCUUGUCCUAGCUCCCAUUUGCAAAAGUAUUUUUCAGCUGGAGGGAUAUCUAUUAUUUUUUUCUCUUUUCUUUCUUUCUUAAAAAAAAAAAAAUCUCCAUACAUACAAAGGCUCAGACUGUUACUAUUGUGAACCUCUUAAAUCAAAAUGCUCCAACCUGUUUAUUUGGUAUUUGAAGGGUUUAUUUUGAUGCAUUUACUGGUGUUUUUUAAAGAGAGAGAGAGGAGGGAAAAAAAGAUUAAGAUUUUAAAAUUAGAACAUUUCUUUAUAAUUUAAUAUUCUAUUUUAAUAAAUGCAUUUAUUACAUGUAAAUGUAGCAAGGAACUGGGCUAAUAAAAAUACUUUUUAUUAGGUAAUUUAUUAUAAGAAAAAAGGAUAUUUUAUUUUAUGAUAAAGUGAUCCUUAAAAGUUUAGAAGGUUUAGAAUAUAUGUAGGUUAAAAAAUACAUUUGUAUCCAGAGUAUUGCUUAAAAAGUGUUUUUAAUAUAUGUUUCCUUUUUCGUGUGUGCGUGUGUGUAUGUAAAAGGUGAUAGUUAUGGUGCAGAUAGCCCUUUCCAGGAAUAAGAAAUUAACACAGUUGGAUGUAUUUAAAAAUGAAAAAAAAAAGAAAAAAGCGAAAAAAAAAAAGAAAUUACAAACCGGAGAAGUGAAAUAGACAAAACCACUACGACUCGGAGCCGCGUGGUCGGUUCCCAGGCCCUGUCCUGAGGUCGCUCGGUGCCGUCCGUCCCCGCGCCCGCCGCCGGGUGACCUCGCUUUGCUCUGACGGUGGCUGCUUCGGGGAGAAAAAGGGCUUUUUUGGAGCAGGCUGGGCACGCUCAGAAAGCCAAACUCACCUUUCUCGCCCCUUCCGCCCUCCUUUCUCGCUCGUUUUCCUGCAGACCCCAGCCUGCCCCAGAUUGCCAACGGGGAAAUGUUGCCAUUGACGCGUUUGGAAGCGGGAUUUGGGGCGAACCCGGCGUAAAACCGCUUCUCGCCCAGCGUGGGAGGCUCCGCGGGGCCCGUGGGUGCGCGGGGCCGCUCGGCGCUGGGGCAGCUCCGGCCCCUGCCUCCCCUGGGCCGACUUUGGCUCUGUCUCCGCAGCCCUGGGUGCACCAAACUCGAACCCGUCCCCAACCAGGAGGGCACCGGGACACGCAGCGAGCUGUGCCCGUCCCCACCGGGCUGGCAGGGCCCAGGCCCCGUGGCCACCCCGCGGACGGGAGCCCGCCAGGGGUCUCGUCCCGCAUCCCGCAGUCGCGAGGCGGCGGGGAUGCUUCUGCUCUGUUGCCUUUCAAAGAAGCAUGUUAAAAUAAGAUUUUUUUUUUUCCUGUUUGUUUGUUUUUAACCAAAAAGGAGAAGAAGAAGAAAAAAAAAGUUUGCGUUGAUGGGUAUUAAAAAAAAAAAAAGUUAAAAUAAUAAUAAUAAACGCUCAAAUUUAUUUCAUAUAAUCCUAGAGUAAAGAUUAAAAUAAAAUUAACUAGUUCAAAUAGUAGAUGCUAUCCAUAUUGUUUAAUCUAUAGUAGAUCCAAGUGAUCCCAGACAGAGCAGAAUGUAAAGUAAACUUGUAAACAAGAUCAGUUAUCAUUUUUAACUUCCCCAGAAAUUCCAUCUUUUUUUGGUACUAUUUUUCUGAAGCAAACACAUCGACGAACGAAAAGCCUAACAAAAUAUCCGACCACCGACUGGUACCUUCUGUCAAAGUCCUGAAGUUUUUUUUAUAGAGGGGGAAAAAAAAAAAAAAAAAAAAAAAAGGGAUCUAAUAAUAUGUAUUUUUUUAAAAAGAUGCGUUUGGGUUUUUAUGUUGCUUUUUUAAUAAAAAGUAUAAGGAUUUGGCUAGUCACUGAACAAAAUAAGAAAGUUUUAGGCCAUUAUUUUUGCCUUAUUCUGACCUCCAGCCUCCGGCCUGGAGCACGGAAAUGGAAAUUUCAGAAAAAAAAAAAAAAAAAGCGCUAAAAGUCAGAAUCUCGUUGCUGUUAACUUUUCUCGCGCCGUUUGUGCUUUUGGAGCUCCUCCAGGCACUCGAGGUGUCGGCGGGUCCCUGUGACGGUGGCGGGGACCGUCCCUGGUCGGGCGGAAAGGAAAAUUGGGCGCGGGUGAACUCCCCUCUGUAAGGUGACGGCCAGAGCUGGCGGCAGCGAGGUGCCGGUGCCGAGCGCGGAGCCGUGCUGAGCACGCCCUGCUCCGCGCUCGGAGCACGGGACGUUAGGGUUUGGUUCGUUCCCUUUGGUUUUCGGGCUUUUUUUGCUUGCUUUCUUGGUUAUAUCUCGACCCAGCAAGGGGAAGGGUUGUGCCGGGAGCGGGCGGCGUACGGCUUGGGUUGUGGGUGCUUCAUGAGCGGCUGGCAGCGAUGCCAGCUCCGGCUCAGUGGCUUUUUUUCGGUGCUGGAGGCUGCGGUGGAGGGAGCCAAGGCUCAGCCCUUGAGCGCUGGGACUGCGGCGAGAUAUUCGCCCUCUCCUUCGCUUGUACCAGGAGAGACGAGCCCUGGCUGGUCGGACCCUGCUCCGUGCGCGCCCAGCAUCGGAGGCUGCUUCUCGCUGCACUGACCCCCUGUUUACACGCGAUGAUGCUAAAAUAAAUGACCUAGUGCAAGCUCCGUUGUUCGUGGAGGCAGUGGAGCAUUGCCAAGAAAACACCCUCGCAAGGUGGCUGGUUACCUCCGGGUUUAGCUCUUGCUCCUAUCCUCGGUGUCGUGGCUCAGCCGGAGCGAGCCCUGGCUGUCCCGCGGUUCAGGAGCAUCCGCCAGGAUCCCAAAGCCUUCGACAACCACAGCGGCCACCCCAGCGCCCGCACCCGGGGCGGGACGAGGCAGCCGCUUACCAGCAUUCAGCAAAGCCAUGCAAUAGGUUAGGACAGGAAGCGAAGACAGUUCUCAUUCGGUUUCUGCGUAUAGCACUGUGAAUCCGAGAUCGCUCGCUGCGCCCGCCCCGUCAGCCCAGCGCCGGUUCGGGGACGCGGAGGCACGACCCCUCCACCCGGUCCUUCCCCGCGGGGCAGCGAGCGGCCUGUUUGCUCUUUCAUUUUCAUUUUACCUCAUUUUUUUUUUCUUUUCUUUUUUUAUUUUUUCGGUUUUGAUACUUGAAGAGUCAGUGCUUGACAUUGUGCAGCGGCGCCCUGGACUGGAGAGCGGAUGCACUUUAUAGUCGCUUGUCCAUGGCUCGUGGGGGUCCCAUCCUGCCUCUGCCGCGUCCCCGCAAAGGUUUCCCUCGGUGUCAGCACCGCAGAGCCAGGAUGGGCAGGUUCUUCCAAAAAAAAAAAAAAAAAACAAACACAAAAAACAACCUUUCUAGGAUGUUUAUGAAUGGUCUGUGGUGUGUUGGGGGUCGAAACUCGGAGCCGUGUUCUGCUGUCAGUCGGCCCGGCCGAGGUUGGGCAGCCUCAGCCUCGGUCCCUGCGCCGCUCGCCCGCUUCGGUGGGGUUACUCCACGGGAAGCCGAAGUCCCUUCGGGCCUGGCAGGCUGCGGCGUCCGUGCUGGACCCGGGCCAGCAUCGCUUCAGGGCCGCUAAUGGAGCAAAUUGAAUGUCACCCCCGGUAAAGUGACACUAAUGUGAAAUCUGGAGUUGUUCCACCGCUGUCUGCGCAGCUACGCAGGGAUAAAAUAAUAAUAAUAAUAAUAAUGAAAUCGUGUCCCCACCCUGCCCGGCGGUGGCGGUGCCGGUUCACCGGGCGGCUGAUGGCAGAACGCGUCCUGGUCUCGCGGCGAUGCUUGGGGACAACUCGUUGAGGACUGGGGCAGGGGCAGAGCAGCGCCGCGUGGCCGCGGGGUCUUCCCUCAGCUCCCAGCAGCGGAGAGGGAGCGGCGGACGCAACCUGCUUUGCUCAGCUGUGAGACGAUCGGCCCUUUUGGAUGUUUUUUUUCCCUUUUUCCUUAUGAAUUCUCUUCAAGAGAAUUGUAAAGAAAGGGGAAAAAGAAAACAAAAAAAAAAAGAGCCAGGGGUCAGAUCCUGUUUUGCAGUUGAGGGUUUGCUCCUGGGUUAAGCAGGCGUGAAAGGCAGUGGGAUUUGACGGCUGGGCGCGUGGUGCCGGCUCAUCUCGGCGUCGGCUGCAAUUUCCUCCGGCUCUUCCCGGUAUUGGAGGUCCCAGCUCCAGUUCGCUGCCGCUGGGGCUCCAGCAAAGCAUCUCUGGGGCCUUUUCCCCGUUUCUCGAGCAAAACCUCAGCCUCCAGGGAGCUUCCAGGGGAGCUCAGCCCAUGCCAGCCCCGCGCAGCCCUCGCUCGCCAAGUGCCACUGAACUUUCUCUCGCCCUCGCCCCAAAACGCCCAACGAGUCCACGUGCAUCCGCUUUUUUCCACGGAGCUGCCGGUGUCGGCCUCGGCGUCCCGACCGUGGCCCCUCCGCUUAAAGUCCGUUCCCUGUUACGUUGUGUUUUCCUUUUUUUUUUUUUUUUUUUUUUUUUUUUCCUUUUCACGUCAUAGGAAACCUGUAGUCGGGAUUGUUACUAUUGGAAACCGAUCACAUGUUCCAUCCAGGUAUUUUCAUCUCUCCGGCAUUACGCAAAAAUAAAGGCCUGAGAGAGAGAUAUAACCGAACAUAGAAGUAGAGUUAGGCUCGUUGUCUGAGUUUUUGAGGCAUAUAGUAUAAGGGGAGAAGGAAAAAAAAAAAAAUUAAAAUAAAAAAUUAAAAUAAUGAUGUUGCACAACUUGUAGAAAACAAAGAAGGGAAAGGGUUAAUGUAUUAAAUGUGCUAAAUUACAUUAAGAACUUAAUUUUAUUAAAGUAUUAUUACUUAAGAAACUUGGUAUCUGCUCUUGUUUUCUGUCUGUUCACGCUCUGGGAAGGGCUCCAGCAGCGGCGGGUGGGAGCGGGGCCCUGCUCAGAGCAAAGGGAUUUUAUUUCCACGGCGAUCCCAUCCCCUGAACCUGCUGCCACCCUCAGCCCUGGCGGUGAGUUCCCGUCUCCGUGAGCUUUGGGUCACCCUCUCUGCCACGCCGUUCUGGCAGGAAUUGUAUAAAAAUGGAGGAAUUGGAGCAAAAAUGGAGCUAAAAGCCGCGACACCCUGGGGACGUGGCGGUGCCCGGCGUCACGCUGCGCCAGGGGGGGUCCAGCCAAGGGUUAGGUGCUGCCACGGUGGCUGUUCAAAAAGGGUUAAAAUCAAGUAAAAAUGGGGCUGGCCCCACACUUCCUCCCUACCCUGCUCCUCUUCGUGCCCUUCCUCGCCUGGGGAUGCCGCCGAGCUGCCAUGUGCCAAGGCAGAGGGAACAACGGGGCUGGAGCUGGCGCGGUUCCUGGGCUCAAGCAACGACCCCAGCAGGCAGAAAAAGCCUCCAGCAGCAACUUUAUUUUAGGAUUCUGUCCAAAUUUGUCAAUAAACCAUCCUCCAAGGCAAAAUCCUGCCAAGUGGGACGGGGUGACCGUGGGCAGAUGUGGAAAGAGACCCACACAUGCUGGGGAUGUGCUCCUGGGCUGGGACAAUGGGAUGGGAUGGGGUGGGAUGGGACGGGAUGGGAUGGGAUGGGAUGGGAUGGGGAUGGGAUGGCCCCUGCAGCCCCCGCAUUGCCCCCUGCCCAUCACGCCAGUGGCACCGGCUCUGUCCCCUGGGCAGGGGGAUCGGGGCUGGCAGCCCCCUGUGAGCGCAGCACACGCUCCAUCUAGUGGCAGCCUCAUCGCCAGGCUGCGCCCUGCUGUCCCCGAGUCCCUCGUCCUCACCCCACAGCCCCAAAAGUGGCAAAAUCUUUCAAAAUCCCCCCAUCCCGGGAGCCCCUUUUCCCCUCCUCGUGCAUCCCAGCACCCGGCCGAAGGACAGGGCAGCUUUUUGCUCUGUUCUGGCUGCGCUGCAGGGGUGCCUCAAAGGGGCUCAGGGCACAAAAACGGGGCCCAAGGAGGGAAUCGCCCCCUGCACCCCCCCCCCCCAGCAAGGUGCCCCAUCCACACCCAGAGCCGUGCCCGGGGCUGGGUGCACCCCGUCUCUUGGAGGCAGAAAGAAGGGUGCACCCUGGCCCCCCACCAUCCCCAAAACCUUCCCCAAAGGGCUGCACCCAUGGGUGCCACAAAAACCUGGGUACCGGGCAAGGGAUUCGCUGCGUUUGGGCUUGUUUGGUGUCACCCUAAGGUGACUUCGGGGCUGGAGAAAGCAAGGACGUGA
This is a messenger RNA of Oxyura jamaicensis (ruddy duck), 6419 nucleotides long. RefSeq lists its product as uncharacterized. NCBI's taxonomy places the organism in Eukaryota, Metazoa, Chordata, Aves, Anseriformes, Anatidae. The record is from RefSeq and is a predicted model, not a curated record. The transcript is spliced from 2 exons. The coding region runs from base 5439 to 6419 and encodes 326 amino acids.